Bolinopsis microptera is the source of this 1623-nucleotide messenger RNA. RefSeq names its product large ribosomal subunit protein uL30-like. Gene Ontology annotation, molecular function: structural constituent of ribosome; RNA binding. Lineage: Eukaryota; Metazoa; Ctenophora; Tentaculata; Lobata; Bolinopsidae. Gene Ontology annotation, biological process: maturation of LSU-rRNA from tricistronic rRNA transcript (SSU-rRNA, 5.8S rRNA, LSU-rRNA). The record is from RefSeq and is a predicted model, not a curated record. The coding region runs from base 18 to 1598 and encodes 526 amino acids. Gene Ontology annotation, cellular component: cytosolic large ribosomal subunit. The transcript is spliced from 3 exons.
UAUUCUUUUAGCUCGCUAUGUCAGAUUUUGAUUCUGAGCUGGUUGUCAUGAAAGAGGAGCCCGUGGCAGUGCCUGUGGCCGAGCCUGUGGUGGCACCUGUUCUUGAGCCUGUUGUUGCAGCGCCUGUUGUUGAAGCGCCUGUUGUUGAAGCGCCUGCAGUAGAGCCUGUUGUAGAGCCUGUUGCCGAACCUAUGGCCGAGUCUGUUGUCGAGCCUGUUGCAGAGCCUGUGGUUGAGGCCCCAGUCGAGCCUGUCGCCGAAGUUGUUGAGGAGCCCAUGGAGGAGGCCGCUGUUGAAGCCGCUGUUGAAGCCCCAGUAGAGCCUGUGGUUGAAGCCCCAGUUGAGCCUGUGGUUGAAGCCCCAGUUGAGCCUGUGGCUGAAGCCCCAGUUGAGCCUGUGGUUGAAGCCCCAGUUGAGCCUGUGGUUGAAGCCCCAGUCGAGCCUGUGGUUGAAGCCCCAGUCGAGCCUGUGGUUGAAGCUCCGGUCGAGCCUGUGGUUGAAGCCCCAGUCGAGCCUGUGGUUGAAGCCCCAGUUGAGCCUGUGGUUGAAGCCCCAGUUGAGCCUGUGGUUGAAGCCCCAGUUGAGCCUGUGGUUGAGCCUGUGGUAGAGCCCGUGGUGGAGCCUGUGGUGGAGCCCGAGGAGGAGCCCAUGGAGGAUUCAUCUGAUUCCGACUCAGUUGUCGUGGCAGAGGAGCCAGCAGUUGAGGUGCCAGCAGUUGAGGACAUUGUUAUGGAGGAAGUUAUCGAAGCGCCAAAGGAAGUUAUCAAAGCACCAAAGGAAGUUAUCAAAGCUCAAAAGGAAGUUAUCAAAGCGCCAAAGGCAGUUGUCAAAGCUUCAAAGGCAGUUGUCAAAGCACCAAAAUCAAAAAAACCCGCCAUGACGGAAAUCGAAAAGCCUGCUUCCCUCGUGAAGAAAGAAGCCAGAGCUGUUGCCCUGAGCGCCAAGUUCUCCGUUUCUCUAAAGCAAGCAGAAAUUAACAGACUCGCCAAGCGCAAGGAAAUCGUUAAGAGAACCGCCAAAUACUAUAAGGAGUACGAAGCAGCAGAUAAAGAAGAAGUCAGACUUGCCAGAGAAGCUAAAACUAACGGUAACUACUAUGUUCCAGCUGAAGCUAGAUUGGCUCUUGUCAUCAGGCUUCGGGGAGUCAACAACAUUCCUCCAAAACCCAGAAAGAUCAUGAAGCUCAUGAGACUGAGACAGAUUAACAACGGAGUCUUCGUUAAGUUGAAUAAGGCCAGUAAAGAAAUGCUCAGGAUUGCCGAGCCAUACAUCACCUUCGGAUACCCCAACUUGAAAACCGUCAGAGAGAUGAUCUACAAACGUGGAUUUGGCAAAAUCGCCGGACAAAGAGUUGCCAUCAACGAUAACAGUGUAAUCGAAAAGGCUCUAGGUAAGUUCGGAAUCGUGUGCAUCGAAGACCUCAUUCACGAGAUUUACACUGUCGGACCUCAUUUCAAACAAGCCAACAACUUCUUGUGGCACUUCAAGCUGUCCUGCGCCAAGGGUGGACUGAGGGUGGUCAACAACCACUUUGUUGAAGGUGGAGAUUUCGGUAACAGGGAACACUUUAUAAACAACAUCGUUCGCAGGAUGAACUAGUUCUAUUUAUUGUUUUUACCCAUUC